Fonsecaea erecta is the source of this 3066-nucleotide messenger RNA. RefSeq lists its product as hypothetical. Bases 1 to 3066 code for a protein of 1021 amino acids. Gene Ontology annotation, molecular function: protein binding. Gene Ontology annotation, cellular component: Pwp2p-containing subcomplex of 90S preribosome; small-subunit processome. The record is from RefSeq and is a predicted model, not a curated record. Gene Ontology annotation, biological process: rRNA processing. Lineage: Eukaryota; Fungi; Ascomycota; Eurotiomycetes; Chaetothyriales; Herpotrichiellaceae. The transcript has 2 exons.
AUGGACGAAACAAUUGAGCUGCCCCUCGCCAAAAGGCAGCGCAAGGAAGUGGUCACCACCAAAGAAAAGCCUCUUACUAGUUCCAGACUGUUUGCGCCCUUUAGAACUUUGGGACUGGUAUCACCGACCGCUGUUCCUUUCACUUCCGUUCCGCUGGGCAAGACAACCUUCCAGAUCACCACCUCCAUCGGCGAGACCUUGCACACUUAUGACCUACGGCGAGGCCUCAAUCUCGUGUUCUUAACUCGCCCCCAGUGUCCUGGCACAAUAACGGCCACCUAUGCCUACCGUGAUCGAGUGUUUGUAGCUUGGGGUGGAUUCCAGGCCAACGACCCUCGAGGAGUCUGGAUUUUCAAGAGAGGGCAGUUGAUCGGAGAAUUGGCUAUCGACGAAACCUACGCACAAGAGAUUCGGCAGCUACUCGUCUUUGGGUCAUGGAUCGUGGGUUGCGGAACAGAAAGCAUCGAAGUCUGGAAGGCUGAUUCGUGCGAACACUAUACUUCUAUCCUUUCUUCUUCAUACUCAAGCGAUAAACGAUCAAGGGGGUCAUUUACAGGCCAGGCCUGUACUCUGCCAACCCUGUUGAACAAGGUAUUUGUCGGCACGACACAUGGCUCGGUGGAGGUUUACAAUGUCAGUACGGGAAGACUGGUCCACGCAACUCUCGCCCCCUCCGCACGCUCCGGCGCUGUUACGGCCCUAGCUCCUGCUCCCGCCGUCUGCUUGUUGGCAAUUGCAUAUGCCGACGGCUCCCUCAAUAUCACGGAUGUCGAAGCGGACGAACAAGUGCUGGAACUGCGCCAGGGAAACAAUAAGAAACCGAUUACUUCAAUUACAUUUCGGACAGACGGAAUGGGCGCGGGCGAUGAUGGCCGGAAGGAGGGUAUGAUGGCAACAUCUAGCAUUGAAAGUGGCGACAUCACACUGUGGGAUCUCAAUCGUGGUGGAAAGGUUGUUGGAGUGGUGCGAGGCGCUCAUGAAACUUCUUCUCUGGGGCAGGGUACCGGUGUGAACAAAGUCGAAUUCCUCGCGGGACAAUCAGUCUUGGUCUCUUCCGGUUUGGACAACGCCCUCAAAUCAUGGGUCUUUGACCAGAAUCCUUUUUCACCCAUCCCACGACUCCUCCACUCUAGGAGUGGUCAUGCCGCGUCCAUCACUAGACUCAUGUUUCUACCUGCGGCUUCAGAUGGAUCAGACGCCGCUGGGAAGUGGCUCAUGUCCGCCGCUCAGGACAGGAGUCUAUGGGGAUUCAGUCUCCGCAAAGAUGGCCAAAGUACGGAGCUCAGUCAAGGCGCCGUGAAGCAUAAAGCUCGAAAAUCAGGUCUCCUUACCGACGACGCCUCCGCUGUGGAGGACUUUAAAGCGCCCCCAAUCAUUGACAUGGCCUGUUCACUCAAUCGAGACGGUGGAAUGGGCUCGGUCAGUGGGCCCAUUUGGUCCAAUACUAAAAGUGUCAAUGCGGAAGAAAUUAGUACGACUGGUUGGGAAAGUGUUAUCACGGCCCAUGCUGAUGACAAAUUUGCAAGAACAUGGUCCUGGGGCAGGAAGAAAGCAGGGAGGUGGGCCCUGGAAACGGGAGACCACAAGCCGGUAACCAGCGUUGCCAUCACUGCUUGCGGGACAUUUGCGAUUGUUGGGUCCGCAGGAGGCAGCCUCGACAUGUUCAACCUGCAGUCUGGCGCCCAUCGUCAACGGUACCCGCCUCGACUCACACCUACACAGUUGAAACAGUUGAAAUUACAAAACGCCGACCAAACCCAGAUCUUCACUGCUCCUCGUGGACAUCGGGAUGCGAUUACGGGUAUUGUGGUCGAUAACCUGAACCAGACAAUGGUUACUACUAGCUUGGAUGGUUCAAUUAUCUUUUGGGAUUUUUCGUCUGGCAGAGUCCUCGAACGAAAGACUCUCGAUUCAGCUGUGCCAACUGCAAUUCGAUACAAUCCGGUUUCCGGCCUCCUGGCUCUGUCCUGUGACGACCUAUGUAUACGCAUCGUUGACAUCGAAACACACAAAGUUGUGCGAGAGCUAUGGGGCUGCAUUGGUCAAAUAUACGACUUCUGCUUCUCACACGACGGGCGGUGGAUUACGGCUUGUUCCAUGGAUUCGGUUAUUCGUGUCUUCGAUCUUGCUACCGGUCACUUAAUCGACGCAUUCAAGACGGAUGCAACCUGUACCAAUGUGGCAUUCUCUACCACAGGAGAGUUUCUGGCCACUACGCAUGCUGGAAGCCCGGGGAUCUUCGUCUGGACAAACAAGAGCCUCUUCAGUCAUGUAGCCACGAGGCAAAUUGACGAGAUCCAGGGAGUCAUUGACUUGAGGCAGACAAAGGCGGCGUUCAACGCAGCAACUCAACUUGCCAUUGGAGAUGUAGACACAGAGGAGACUGCUGUCGUCGACGGGUUUGACGAGUCUUCGGCACUGGAGCAACUGGAUAAGCAGCUGCUGACUCUGUCGGUCCAACCUCAAUCCCGUUGGCAAACCCUGCUCAACCUGGACAGCAUCCGCGCGAGAAACAAACCUAUCCAGCCACCAGAGAAGCCCAAAGCCGCACCCUUUUUCCUGGGAUCGGCAAGUUUCACCAACGGCAGCAAGGUAGAUAACGAGACGUCUCUCGUCCCGGCCAAAGCCACUGAAGACUCCGAACGCUCACGCAUCUCCCAACUGGCGUCCACAAACCAGGCUCUCUCCCAGCAGUCUCUACAGCUGUCUUGCCUUCUCGAAACCUUCUCGUUGUCACCAUCUCCUGACCCGUCUCCCCUGACAGCCCAUCUCUCGUCCCUGCCUCCUUCGGCCGCUGACUUGGAAAUCCGCUCCCUGACCCUCGCCGAAAUGCCUCUCUUCGUCGAGUUCCUCACCCACCAGCUCCGCCAGCGAAAGUCCUUCGAACUGGUGAACACGUGGAUGAGCGUCUUCUUGAGGAUUCACGGCGACUUCGUCAGUGAGGUCGACGACCUACGGGCGAAAGUGGUCGAGUGGAGAAACGCGAUGGUCGAGGAGGAGACGAGGCUGAGUGAGUUGGUCGGGUAUACGAGGGGUGUUGUCGAGUUUUUGAGGAGUACGAGGUGA